Linnemannia hyalina is the source of this 1791-nucleotide messenger RNA. Lineage: Eukaryota; Fungi; Mortierellomycota; Mortierellomycetes; Mortierellales; Mortierellaceae. The record is from the annotation of a GenBank genome assembly.
AUGUCUGCAACUUCCCUCCCCGCCACCGUGCCCGCACCGGUCCCCGUCUCCAACGGACCCAACGCUAUCCAGAAGCUGUUCCAGGACAAGGACUGGAAGCUCUACGCUGCCGUCGCCUCGGUCUCGCUCCUUGCCGGUGCCGGCCUCUACUUCCUUACCAGAGACUCUGUUUCCUCCACCACUCCCGAUGCAAAGUCCUCAAAGUCAAAGAAGAAGAAGAACAACAAGAAGAAGAAGUCCUCCGCCGCCAAGGAAUCCACACCCGAGGAAAAGACUGCUGAUAGCUUAGCCUCGGAAAAGACCUCCGAGAACAAGGAUGCCGACGACAAUGUGGAGACCAUGAGCAAGGAGACCAUUGCUGGACUGACCGAGAAGAAACGCUUGGAGCACGCCAACACGUUGAAGACUCGCGGCAACAGCAUGUACUCUGCCAAGAAGUGGGAGGAGGCGAUCCGUCUGUACUCCCAGGCCAUUGCCUUCAACCCCGAUCCCGUCUACUACAGCAACCGUGCUGCCUGCUAUUCGAUCGUCGGAAAGUUCGACAACGUCAUCGAGGACACCACCUUCGCUCUGAAGAUGAACCCCACCUAUGUCAAGGCCCUCGGAAGACGUGCUCACGCUUAUGAGAACACCGGCAAACACCAGGAAGCCAUGCACGACUUCACCGCCCUCUGCAUUUUGGACGGAUUCAAGAACGAGUCCUUUGCCCAGUCGAUGGAGCGCAACUUGAAGAAGGUCGCCGACGUCAAGGCUAAAGAGAUCUUGAAGAACCGCGAGGAGCGCCUUCCCUCGACCACCUUCAUGUCUGCCUACUUGGACUCUUUCAGGAAGGGCGAUGUUCCCGAGAGUAAGCCCGAGGAUGAGGAGACCGGUGAUGCCCAGUUCCAGCUUGCCGAGUACUACCUUGCCCAGAGACGCUACCAGGAGGCAAUGGAGGCCUACAACAAGGCCAUCGAGCUUAACACCACCCACAUGGCCCCGGCCCUCAACAUGCGCGGAACCUUCACCUUCUUGAUGGGCGACGGAAAGAAGGCUUUGGUUGACUUUGACAAGGCCAUUGAGGUCGACCCCAACUAUGUCCAGACUUACAUCAAGCGCGGCAGCAUCUUCAUGGAGCAGGGUGAUGCCAUCAAGACCUUUAACGAGUUUGAGACCGCCAUCUCAAUCGAUUCCGAGGACCCUAACAUCUACUACCAUCGUGGUCAGGUCUUCUUUAUCACUGGCGAGUACGAGGCGGCUGCCAAGGAUUAUAUCAAGUCUAUCGAGCUUGAGCCCAAGUUUGUCUUCUCCCACAUCCAGUAUGGUGUUGCCCAGUACAAGCUUGGAAACAUUUCGGACGCCAUGAACGUUUUCAAGAAGGCAUUGAAGGAUUUCCCAGAGUCGGGCGAUGUCAGCAAUUACUACGGAGAGCUUCUCUUGGAUCAGCAGCAGUUCGACCAGGCCUUUGAGAGCUUCGAUAAGGCUAUUAAGCUCAGACCCUCGAACCCCCUCCCAUAUAUCAAUAAGGCUCUCUUGGUCUUCCAAUGGAAGCAGGACCCCGCCGGCGCCGAGAAGUUGUGCUUGCAGUCCUUGGAUGCCGAUCCCGAGUGCGAUGUUGCGAUUGCCACCCUUGGACAGUUGUUCCUCCAGCAGGGCAAGAUUGAGAAGGCGAUCGAAUACUUUGAAAAGUCGAUUGAGAUGGCCAGGACGGAGGCAGAGUUGACGAGCGCUCUUGGCUUCCGUGAGGCAGCCAACUCUCAGCUCGUCUUUGCACGGGACUACCCCGAGCAGUCCAAGGCACUCAAGCGUUAA